Molecule: messenger RNA, 1212 nt
Organism: Aspergillus nidulans FGSC A4
Lineage: Eukaryota; Fungi; Ascomycota; Eurotiomycetes; Eurotiales; Aspergillaceae
Gene: sfaD
Product: G protein subunit beta
Exons: 5
Coding region: 154-1212 (352 amino acids)
Source: RefSeq, a predicted model, not a curated record
CCCGACACGACAGACCAACCUCGCCAUCCUCUCUUGAAUCCCCCUCCUCCCCCCUCGCCGUCUGCUGCAUCCUACGACGCGCCUCGUUCCGCUCAAUUCCGUCCUUCACCACCUCCAAUUGCCGCCUCCGUUCACCCAGGGGUCCCAGUCAAGAUGGCCGACAUGAGCGGCGAGCAGAUGCAGGCCAAGAUUACCGCCGCCAGACGCGAAGCUGAAGGGCUCAAGGACAAGAUCAGGCGCAGAAAGGAUGAUCUUGCCGAUACAACCUUGCGUGAUGUUGCGCAGAAUCAGACCGACGCCUUGCCUCGCAUUGGAAUGAAGCCCCGGCGAACACUCAAAGGUCAUUUGGCCAAGAUCUAUGCUAUGCACUGGUCCACCGACCGUCGCCAUCUCGUGUCCGCCUCACAAGAUGGAAAACUCAUAAUCUGGGAUGCGUACACUACGAACAAAGUCCACGCCAUCCCGCUCAGAUCAUCGUGGGUCAUGACCUGCGCUUAUGCUCCUAGUGGAAACUAUGUCGCCUGCGGUGGUCUGGACAACAUUUGCUCCAUUUACAAUCUUUCCUCACGAGAGGGCCCGACUCGUGUCGCGCGCGAACUCUCCGGUCAUUCCGGCUACCUCUCCUGCUGCCGUUUCAUCAAUGACCGUCGAAUCAUCACCUCUUCCGGCGACAUGACCUGCAUGCUCUGGGAUAUCGAGUCAGGCUCUAAAGUCACCGAAUUCGCAGACCACCUCGGCGAUGUCAUGUCAAUCAGCAUCAACCCCACUAACCAGAACAUCUUCGUCUCCGGUGCCUGUGAUGCUUUUGCUAAGCUCUGGGAUAUCCGUACUGGAAAGGCAGUCCAAACUUUUGCUGGUCAUGAAUCUGACAUUAACGCCAUCCAAUUCUUCCCUGACGGCAACGCUUUCGGAACCGGUUCCGACGAUACCACUUGCCGUCUCUUCGACAUUCGUGCAGACAGAUCACUCAACACCUACCAGAGCGAUCAAAUACUGUGCGGUAUCACAUCCGUCGGUUUCUCGGUUUCCGGAAGAUUGCUUUUCGCCGGAUAUGAUGAUUUUGAAUGCAAGGUCUGGGAUGUUCUCCGGGGAGACAAGGUGGGGUCUUUAAGCGGCCACGAGAACCGUGUCAGCUGCCUUGGUGUCAGCAAUGAUGGCAUCAGUCUUUGCACUGGAUCUUGGGACUCUUUGCUCAAGGUCUGGGCCUGGUAA